UCUCUCUCUCUCACCCCAACAAGAGAGAAAAGGGCUGAGGGAGUUGGCACGUGCCCUAAACUCCCCAACCCCACCACGUUGAAAUCUCGGUCACCUGACCGACCCGACCCGAGAGAGAGAAGCUGAAGACACCGAAUUGGCUGUCCACGUUUCACAAAACCUCUGUAAAACCUUUGCUUUUUUGGUUUUUCUUUCCCUCUAAAACCCCUCCAAGCGUCCAAGGCCUUCUUCGUCGCUUUCACCUCUUUUUCUUCGUUCCCUUUCUCCAAGCUUUUUCAAUGUUUCACUCCGUCACCGAGGACACGCACACUCUGCAGUGAGAGAGAGAGAGGCUAGCUCAUGGGCAGUCAAGCCAUGAGCGCUCUUGUUCCAUUCUCUCCUUGGAUUCCCGAGGAUGAUAUUUUGCUCAAGAACGCGGUUGAGGCUGGUGCUUCUUUGGAGUCACUUGCUAAAGGGGCAGUGCAUUUUUCUCGAAGAUUUACUAUUCGUGAACUGCAAGAUCGGUGGUAUUCUCUCCUAUAUGAUCCGGUUGUUUCUGCCAACGCUUCUGCUCGCAUGGUUGAGUUCGAGUGUUCCACUCCAACUCUCCCUAUAGAUAGACCGGGAAAUUCAAAAGAAAACAAAUGUGAAUCUGGAAAGAGAAAAGCUGAAAGUGUUCGCAGUUGUUACUAUGCUCUGCGUAAAAGGAUCUGCAAUGAGCCAUUUAACUCCAUGGGCCUUAAUUUUCUUGUUCAACCCAGUAAUAUUAAUUAUGUUGGAAAUGAAGAUGAGCCUCUUUAUGGAAAUUGCAUGACUGGAGAUCCGACCCCUAUUGGCCUUGAGAGGUCAGAUAUGGAUACUCUUCAAAAUCUGAUGGAUGGUGGUACUGCCACUGGCGGUGUAGUUACUGCUGAUACCUUUAAUACAGGACUCCAGAUUCCAGCCGAAAGUGAUUUUCAUAUGGAACAGGAUAAUAUACAUAAAGAAGUUCCUCACAUUCUUGGAGACAAUAUGCCCUUCAGACGGAAUGGAUCUGAGGUGGAGGAAUUCAAUCAGCCAAAGGAAUUGCCAGAGUGCAGCUUGUUCAAUGCUGAUGACUUAGGAAUGGAACCUCCGUAUACACUUGAUCAAAGUAAUGGUGACGAUGGAAAUAUGUGCACAAAGUUUGAAGGGAAUCAAACCUUUAAUUCAUCCGUUUCAGACAAUGGUGCAUCGUUUCACAACUUGGAGUAUUCAUCUCCACUUCCUGGGAUGCCUAUCUGGAGAACAGGUGCAGAACCGGCUAUGCCAGUUGAUGUCGAUGUUGGUCUUGGGGAAAAUGAUCUAUGCACCAGCGAUACUUUUGAACUUCCUGAUGAUAUUGAUGCUAACAACACAAGAACAUCAGAGUAUGAUGUUCAACUGGGGAUGGAGGUGAAAGCUGACAUGCCAUGUGGUGAUUUCAAGAGUGCAGCAGCUCCUGCGAGUACUGAAGGUUAUUUGGCAGAAUUGUCCAAUUCACUUUUAAACUUUACUAAUGAGGAGCUCAUGCUCAUGACUGCUGAUGGAAAAGACGUGAUUGAUAAGUCUUACUAUGAUGGCCUGAGCUCACUUUUGUUGAGUUCACCAAAUGAUGAUGCUCGUCAAGAACAGACAAUUGAUAUAACUGAGCCAGAAACAUCUGUAGCUCCAGUGAUGUAUUCCAUGAAUCCAUCAAGUUCGGAUCCUGGAGUGGUAGAUGACACUAAGGGGUCCCAAAAUGCUGAUGAACAUAUGGCUUGUCAUUCGGAGACUCUGAUGCAAUCAUCUUCAACAGCUUCAAACUAUCAAUAUCCUGAACUGAAAGAUGGAGUUAUCUGCUGCACAUUAAACACCGAGGACUUGGAAAUUCCAUGCAAUGAUGAUGUUUUUAUACCAAAUCAUGUUCUCCAGUCAUCAACUUUCUCUGAAGUAGAAUGGGAUUUGCAAGAAGUGAAUAAGCUAAUAUCUUCAUCCAGUAAUGAUUUACCUGUCAAUCAAAGAAAUAGUGACACAGGGCCAUGCUUUAUGCGCACAGAGAAAAAAAAACCUGGAGAACCUCAUAGGUCUUCUCCAAUUAAAGGAUCACACCACUUACAAGAAAUGGAUCCAAAACCUCCACUGGAUAAUUUUGGGGUUAAAUUUGAGCUGUCCAAGACUGACCCCAGCGAAGUGGCUUCUAAGAAUCCAGGUCAUGUGAGUGAAGGUCUAGGUCAGAUUUAUUCAGCCAAUCCAAAUACAAAUCCUGUACCUGGAAUUCUGGAGACUAGACAAAGUAUAUUGGCAAAGCGCCUCAGCUAUAAGUCAACUGAGCUUCGUAUGGAGAAGCCAGAUCUUGAUUAUAAUAGUUUUAAAAGCUAUCCUCAGACAAAUGCUCGUGUCAGUAAACAGGAGCUUGAUCCAACUGCUACAAGUAGAGAUCAUAAAACAUUACAUGCAGAAGUGAUGCCUGAGCAUAAUGCUGUCUCAGAACCAGAAUUAAGCCCACGGACGUCAGAUCAACUGGGGCUUUUUGAGAGUGAUGAUGAUGUACCAUGUUAUUCGGAUAUAGAGGCAAUGAUACUUGAUAUGGAUUUGGAUCCAGAUGACCAGGACUUGUAUUCUCGUGAGGACGUCUCAAGAUAUCAGCAUGAGGACACUAAGAGGAGAAUCAUAAGGCUGGAGCAGGGUGCUUAUUCGUAUUUGCAAAGAGCCAUUGCAUCUCAUGGAGCAUUUGCCAUUUUGUAUGGGCGUCAUUCUAAGCAUUAUAUUAAGAAGCCAGAGGUUUUAUUGGGUAGAGCAACUGAAGAUGCGAUUGUUGACAUUGACUUGGGAAGAGAAGGACGUGGUAAUAAAAUCUCUCGACAACAGGCAAUGAUAAAGAUGGACAAAGGCGGAUAUUUCUAUCUGAAAAAUCUUGGGAAGUGUUCAAUCUCAGUAAAUAGCAAGGAAGUAGCCCCUGGACAGAGUCUAAGCCUUAGUUCGAGCUGCUUGAUUGAGAUUAGGGGAAUGCCGUUCAUAUUUGAGACGAACCAAACUCGUGUGAAGCAGUAUAUGGAUAGCAUGACCAAGGUUAGCUCAAAGCAAGAGUAGAGACAUAAGAGCACCAAUUGUGAAUGAUAAUGGAGGUGCCGUGAACGGUAUUGUAUUCGGAAGGUGCUAAUUUUUCCUGCAGCUUCUGGGUUCUCUAGUUAAGCCACUUUUCUGUUGUAUGUAACUACUGUUGAAGGUGGUCUGAAUCUAAGAAGGCAUUUGUUUUCACAUGUCGUUUAAAUUUACAUGAUCGAGCAUUCGCUUAAUAUGAAUGCACAGCAUAUAGUAUACCUGACGAAAGAGAAGAAAAAGUUGCACCACGAUUAGGAAGAGAUAUAUAGUGUUCACAAGGACUGGCAGGUGACAGGAGUGAUUUUAAAGUUUCAUAAUGGAAUGGAAAGGCGCGAGAUGUUUUUUUCAAA
Molecule: messenger RNA, 3410 nt
Organism: Prunus avium (sweet cherry)
Lineage: Eukaryota; Viridiplantae; Streptophyta; Magnoliopsida; Rosales; Rosaceae
Product: Forkhead-associated (FHA) domain-containing protein
Biological process (GO): positive regulation of transcription by RNA polymerase II
Cellular component (GO): Ino80 complex; MLL1 complex; NSL complex
Molecular function (GO): G-quadruplex RNA binding; protein binding
Source: RefSeq, a predicted model, not a curated record